UUGUGGCUCAAGUUCAUUUUUUCUGUGACGCUGCUGCGGCCACACGUGGGAGGUGAUGGCCAUCUCGACCAGACCCAGGCUCCUGCCGCGCCGUGAGGGCGGGUGACGGCUUGCCGUCUAGCGCUGGACGCCAGCGUCGAAAACACGCAAUGCAGCGCUCGCACAGCGUCGAUGACAGCGGGAAUGCCACUAGCUUCACAAGAGGAGAAGGUAACGACACUGCUACCCUGGCCUCGACUCCUCCUUUUUGGGCCUCCUGGGAGGCCCUCGUCGCCACUGCGAUUCGCCUCGAAAAUCUGGUCAGAACGCACCUUGGGAAAGGUCUGGGGAGAAGCGGUAUCGGCGGUGCCUUUCGGUUGCCCCAUAGCUGGCUAGGAGGACACGCGGCUGCACCGCAUCCGGCUACGCUGGCCAGGCGGGCAGCGCAGCUAGGUUGCGAGACGUUGGAGGGCCACCUGAAGAGCUACCACCCAGCGCCCGUCGCGUGUAAGACAGAGACCGCGAUGCUGGACGUGCGCAAGCGUGACAGCAACAAUACCGUCCUUGAUCCCGACGCUGACGUGAUGCACCUGAAGAGCUACGCCACGCAGGGCCAUGGCUUAGCAGCGGCGACGGCGAGACGACGAGGAGCAGCGGGUGAGUCCCAGCCUCGCCCCUGACCCUGGAUGGGAAACUCCAUCAGGGCCAGCACCAGCACGCCCCCCAAAAGCGACGGCGCGCCCCUGCCUGGAGCGGGAGCUGCGAGAGCACACAACGCUCAAGCGCUGAAGACGUUCCUGCCACACGAGCCCUUUGCGACCAUCUGCUUGCUGGAAGUGACCCUGGCCUCAGCGGACCCAGGAGGACCAGCUCGGGUUGCGACCAGACAGCCCCCCCCAGGUAGUCCCAGCUGGCCUC
Messenger RNA from Prorocentrum cordatum, 897 nucleotides. NCBI's taxonomy places the organism in Eukaryota, Dinophyceae, Prorocentrales, Prorocentraceae. The record is from the annotation of a GenBank genome assembly.